AUGCACUUAGUUCAUCGAAAACCUUAUUACCAGAUCAUCGAUGGCGUACCGCGAUGCCCAUUCGCUCGCCCGGAAGAUCUCAGGCGAGCUCUAGCCUUCGUGGCCAAGAAGGGAGACCUUUUGCAGAUUUCGUACCCGAAGAGCGGAACACAUUGGGUGCAGUACAUCACGCAGCUCAUACUGAGGGAGGGCGAUCCCUUAAGAACGUACGAAGAGUUCAGCGAAGCCGCUCCUUUUGUGGAGUACCGGGCCGACGCCGAAAGCUACACGGCGAGCACACCAGUGCGGACGCUGUGUACCCACCUUGCCCUACGUAGGGAGCAGCUCAACCCGGACGCCAAGUACGUCUACGUUGCGCGGAACCCCUGGGACGUCUGCGUCUCACUUUACCACCACGUAAAAGACUUGAGCAGCUACCGGUUCGAAGACGGCAGCUUCGACGACUUCUUCGAGGCCUUCUUGACGGGUGACAUUGCAUACGGCGACUACUUUGAGCACGUGAUGGCCGGAUACUCUCUGAUUAAGGAACCCAAUGUGUUAUUCCUUACUUACGAAGAACUUAUCACGGACACGCGAGGUGCAGUGCUUCGCUUGGCUCGCUUCAUCGGAGAUCGUUACGGCGCUAUGUUGGAAGAAGACGGUGACGUGCACCAGAGGCGCAUGGACGUGAUCCUCCAGGCAAGCUCUGCCGAGAGCAUGCGAAACGUGAUGGUCUUAAACUUAAACGCACAUCCGGACCCUCACGUUGACAAGCUGUUGAAAGAUGUAGAUGCCUCUUCUAAGCGUGUGCACGGAGGCAACACCAAGCUCUACAACUUUGUUAGAAACGCGAAGAUGGGUGGUUGGAAGGACCACUUCACGGCAGAGCUGCUGCGACGCAUGGAGGCCACGAUAAAGGAGAAGACCCAAGGGUGCGACGUCAUGGAACUUUGGGCGGACGUAAGACGAGAUACUCAGCGUGCCUGUGAAGCAGAGUAA
Dermacentor silvarum is the source of this 978-nucleotide messenger RNA. Its product is annotated as 3-alpha-hydroxysteroid sulfotransferase. Bases 1 to 978 code for a protein of 325 amino acids. The record is from RefSeq and is a predicted model, not a curated record. Gene Ontology annotation, biological process: sulfation. The transcript has 2 exons. Lineage: Eukaryota; Metazoa; Arthropoda; Arachnida; Ixodida; Ixodidae. Gene Ontology annotation, molecular function: sulfotransferase activity. Gene Ontology annotation, cellular component: cytoplasm.